AUGGAGUGCACCCACCCCACCUCACACCUCUACAUCAGCCAGAGGAGUUGUGUGAGUCCUCCCUUCUCUCUGUGCAGGGGCCCACUCCCCCCCUCUAAAGCCCCUCUCAGCUCCCAGCGAAGACUGGGCUCCAACUGGGAGGAGGAGGAGGGUCCGGCUGGAAAUGUCAAGCCGGGUCAAGCAGACAAAUUCGGCCUCAUGGAGUUGAAAGACUCCCUCAAAGCCCCGGAUGACUCCUCCGGGAUCCGCUGGCUGACAGAGCUGUUGCCGCUCUGUGUGGAGUGUCAGACUUUCAUGAGCAUGGGGAACCAACAGGGUGCCGGUCGGGACACUUCGGCAAAACCCCCAAGGAUCCAGAUCCCCCGGGACAGAAGGAAGAGAGCAGAGGGGACAGUUAACGCAGGAGCCCUUCACCAUAACAUCAAGAUGUCCCCCGGGUCUCCUCAGGUGCCCUCGAAGGUAAAGAGGCCGACAAAGCUUCAGAUGUUGAGCUCCACUACGUCUGGAGAGUGGGACCUCAAGGUGGACAGGCCCAUCAGGAGAAAGGGAGUUUCUGUAAAGGACAAGGAGAACCAAAGCGCUCGGACACAGGAGGUAAAGCCGGUGUGGAGAGUGAAGCCGCCCGAUGCUGCGUCUGAGAAGGUUUCUAGAUCUAACGCUCAAAAAGCUUCUCUCUCCUACAAGAGGGAUUUACCCAGAAAGGAUGAAUGUGCAUCUCCUGACUCAGACACUGACCAGUCUGAAUAUGACAACGAGACGUCCUCGGCGUACAUCACUCAGCCUCGUCUCGACUCCAAUAGAAGGACAGAGGAGAGAACCGGGACCCCAGCAAUGGCCCAGUCCACCCAGUCAGGGAGUCAGACCCAUGAGGACAGGAAGGCAGAGGUCAUGGAGGUGAAGUCCCCUCAGCGGUGGUUUGAGGAGCUGGGGAAGAGGGCUGCUGCACGGCGGGUGAUGGGCAAAAUCGAGGAGGUCGAGGGAAUCAUACGAAGGGUGAGUCUCACGAGCUCGGACUGGAUCAAGGAGGCCAGUGAGGGCGAUGAAUCCCAGUUCGUCCCCGAUGGAAGAAAGGGAGACGAUCAUCUGCCACAAAGAUGCAGGUCUGAAUUCACGUCUGAUUCCCUGAGAGAGACACAGAACCAGGGUCACGCUGCAGACGAGCCUCUACCGGUGGAAGAACUUCGAGUCCUGUGUGAAGCUCUGAGCCAGAGCCUCCAUCAGGCUCUGAGGAUGGAGGGAGCGAAGGCAGAUAUCGAAGAUCUCAUAGAGGACAAACCGACCUUUUGUGAGAAGAAGCCAAAGGGAUCGAAAAGGGAGAAUAGACCAUCGCAUCUUUACGAGUGUUCAAACAGUUCUUCGCAGCCUCUUUCGAUUGAUAGAGAAACUUCCCCAGUAUUGUCUGGGACCCUGUCUACAGUCCUGGAUGUUUCUCCACCAACAUCCAGCAGCUUUGACGUCGUGUCCCCGAUUUUGUCUCCUUUGUUUUCGUCCUCUCUGCCUCUAGACCUGACUGAUCAGCGUGAGGAGGACAUGUGUCAGAGUCACACAGUGCAGACAAAAUCAGGAGAAGACAGUUUAUUCUCCGGUGCCAAGGAAAAGGGUGAGAGGAAUCCAAAGAGGAAGUGGUCAUGGUCGAGCCCCGGGCUGGGUGAAGACAUUCAGACAGACGGACGCACCAGUGAGACAGAGGACAACCAGGAGUCAUCCUCAGACGAAGCUCUCCAGAGGCUGGAGGAGAUCUGGCAGCAGGAGGUGGAAGAGUCUUUCUCCUUCAGUCGGUUCCUCUCUCAUCCGUCCAGACCCAAACACAUCGACUUCCUGCGAAUCACUGCUGCUGAGGAUGACAUCACUGAUUCCCCCACAGCCACACCGCUGCCCCCGGAGGUCAGGUCAGAGGCUUCCACUCCGGGGGAGGGAGAGGAGCGGACUCCUGGUCGUCUACAAGCCGUCUGGCCGCCAGUCAAGGAGGAGAAAGUCGGGCUCAAGUACACUGAAGCAGAGCAUCAGGCGGAUCUGCUGCAGCUGAAGAGAGAAUGCAAAGAGGAGCUGGAGAAGUUACAGGAGGAGUUCGGUCGGGAGCUUUCCAGACUUCGGGUGGACCACGAGGACAGCGUCGCCCGUCUGGAGUCCACCGUGGCCGAGCUGCAGGCCCGACUCUCCCAGGCCGGGAGCCAGACCAGAGGGGAAGUGAGAGACGUCUCCGUGUCCACUGGAGACGACUGUCUACAAAAGUCUUUCCGCACCGUCUGCGUCCAGACGGACAGAGAGACCUUCGUCAGAACCCCAGAGGAUGGAGAGGGCGCAGAGACAAGUCCCCGGCCGCAGAAGGUGACCCCCAGAAAGCUGGACCUGGCCUCCAUCAGCCUGAGCCUGGCCGGUCAGUGGGAGGACACAGCGCCCCCUGGGCCUCCAUCACAGACUCUGCCUGCUCUUGGAGCCACGGUCCAUCAAACAGAACAAGCACCAGCCCCUGCUGAGGCAACGCUAACACACAAAACACACAAUCUUCUUCCUCCUCCUCCACCUCCUCCUCCUCCACCACCUCCUCCAUUCACACCCCCUCCUCCAUCCAUGCCAGGCUCAGCCCCACCUCCUCCUCCUCCACCACCACCACCACCGCCUCCCCUAUCCAUGCCAGGCUCAGCCCCCCCACCUCCUCCUCCUCCAGGUGGAGGUUUCUUAUUGGAUAAACCUCCCAGGAAAGAAGCGGUGGAGCCGUCCAGACCCAUGAAGCCUCUUCACUGGACCAGGAUCCAGAUGCAGGACAACAACAUCGACACACUGUGGAACCUUAUAGAAGAACCGAACAUAAUCAACGCCAGCGAGUUCGAGGAUCUUUUUGCCAAAAGCACGACACAGACCAAGAGGAAGCCGCUGUCUGAGUCGUAUGAGAAGAAAGCCAAAUCCAGGAAGAUCAUUAAGCUGCUGGACGCUAGGCGCUCUCAGGCCGUGGGCAUCCUCAUAUCAAGCCUCCACCUGGAGAUGAAAGAUAUUCAACAAGCUGUGCUGACUGUGGACCACUCUGUUGUGGACCUGGAGACCAUUGAAGCUCUUUAUGAAAACAGAGCUCAGCCCGAGGAGCUGGAGAGGAUCAAGAAACACUACGAGAUGUCAGAGGAGGAGAAAGUCAAACUCCUGGACAAACCCGAACAGUUCCUCUAUGAGCUGUCCCAGAUCCCAGACUUUGCAGGAAGAGCUCACUGCAUCAUCUUCCAGUCGGCGUUCAUCGACACCAUCGGGUCCGUCCAACGCAAGCUCAGCACAGUCUCCUCCGUGUGCAAGGCCCUGGUGGAGAGUAACGACGUGCGGGAGAUGAUGGGACUGGUGCUGGCUCUGGGGAACCACAUGAACGGGGGCAGCAGGACCCGGGGUCAGGCUGACGGCUUCGGCCUGGAGAUCCUCCCCAAGCUGAAGGACGUGAAGAGCAGAGACAAUCGCAUCAGCCUGGUGGACUAUGUGGUGUCCUACUACCUGCACAACGUGGACAAGAGCGCCGGCACAGACAGGAGCGUGUUCCCCCUCCCUGAACCCCAGGACGUAUUCCUGGCAGCACAGGUCCGGUUCGAUGACCUCAACAGGGACGUGAGGCAGCUCGGACGAGACCUCACAAGAUGUGAGAACAGUGUGAAGGAGGUUUGCAACAAUUCACCUGAAGAACAUCUGCAGCCAUUCAAAGACAAGAUGGAGGCUUUUGUUCUCAGUGCACGAAAGGAACAUGCAGAAACUUCCUAUCAGAUGGUGACUGUGCAAAAAAGUUUUCAGGACUUGGUUCUGUACUUCGGUCUGAAGCCGAAGAGCGGAGAGAAGGACGUGACUGCCGCUCACUUCUUCAUGCUCUGGUUCGAGUUUUGCGGCGACUUCAAAGUCAGGUGGAAGAGGGAGAAUAAGACGAUCUCUAACGAGAGGUUAAAGGAGGCUCAGCUCUCGGUGAAGCGAAUCACUGCCGAGAAAAAAGUGGAAACGAGGAAGAUCAACGGCAACAGCCUGAAACAACGACUGCGUCAGAAAGAAGCCAACAUGUCUUCAACUUGAGAGAUUUCACCUCUAACUUCACGUCAGCCACACAACAACCUCCUGCCCGGAUCAGACACCGAUAUCCAUGUUGAUUUAAUUUGUGUGUAUGUUUGUUUACAGACUGAGUUUGCCUGAUAUUCUUACAUUUCCAAGAAAAUACUGAAUAUGUGUUGAAAUUUAAAGAGACUGGAACAAUCUUUUGUGCAAUAGGACAAAUGUAACUGUGUACUUUACAUAAUUCUGCAGUAAUUCUUAUAUGUAUUGUCAAGAAUCUUUUACCGCACUUUUUUCCACAAAUAAAAAAAUCACUGAUCACAAAUGA
This is a messenger RNA of Pleuronectes platessa (European plaice), 4336 nucleotides long. RefSeq names its product formin-like. Gene Ontology annotation, biological process: actin nucleation. Lineage: Eukaryota; Metazoa; Chordata; Actinopteri; Pleuronectiformes; Pleuronectidae. Gene Ontology annotation, cellular component: endoplasmic reticulum membrane; nucleus; actin filament. Gene Ontology annotation, molecular function: microtubule binding. The record is from RefSeq and is a predicted model, not a curated record.